AUGCCAGGAAUCACCAUAUUCCUCACCCACACAUUGAUGCCCACCAGCUUCUCAGGGCUGCUCUUGGCCUGCCUGCUGCUCACAGGCCUGGCACAUGGUGAGGCUGCUCCUGCUGCCGCUGCUGCCUCUUUUCGGAAGUCCUGUCCUGAAGGAUCCAAAGCAUUCGGCUCCUACUGCUAUGGCCUCUUUAGUAUGGCGCAGACCUGGGACGCUGCAGAGGUGAACUGCCAGAGUGAGACCUCGGGCCACCUGGUCUCCCUGAUGAAUGAGGCUGAAGCUUCCUUUGUGGCCUCCUUGGUGGCCGAGAGUGGGGGCAGCCGGAGCCCCAUCUGGAUUGGCCUCUAUGACGCUAACAAGAACCGGCGUUGGAAAUGGACCAGCAGCGCCCUGUUUACCUACCAAGCCUGGGCAACUAGUGCCCCGAGCAAUAGCAAUCCUGGAUACUGUGCAAUCUUGACACCAGAAACAGGAUUCAAAAAUUGGAAAGAUCAAUCAUGUUCAAACAAAAACUUCUACAUCUGCAAGUUCAAAUCCUAGAAAUUACAAGCCAG
This is a messenger RNA of Dromiciops gliroides (monito del monte), 551 nucleotides long. RefSeq names its product lithostathine-1-like. The record is from RefSeq and is a predicted model, not a curated record. Bases 1 to 537 code for a protein of 178 amino acids. The transcript has 6 exons. Lineage: Eukaryota; Metazoa; Chordata; Mammalia; Microbiotheria; Microbiotheriidae. Gene Ontology annotation, biological process: positive regulation of cell population proliferation; venom-mediated disruption of cell wall in another organism; antimicrobial humoral immune response mediated by antimicrobial peptide. Gene Ontology annotation, molecular function: oligosaccharide binding; signaling receptor activity; peptidoglycan binding.